Messenger RNA from Cladophialophora psammophila CBS 110553, 3981 nucleotides. RefSeq lists its product as uncharacterized. The record is from RefSeq and is a predicted model, not a curated record. The transcript has a single exon. The coding region runs from base 1 to 3981 and encodes 1326 amino acids. NCBI's taxonomy places the organism in Eukaryota, Fungi, Ascomycota, Eurotiomycetes, Chaetothyriales, Herpotrichiellaceae.
AUGAAUCCAUACAAUCAACAGCCGUACGGGUUUUCGCAGCAGACACCAGGCCCGCCACAGCCUCCGUGGCAAGCACCUCCUCGAAGACAAGGAUGGGGAGACCCGAGACUUCACGGGCAGCAGCAACAACAACAGCAGCAAGCACAGUCACCGGGGUCUCCUUAUCAUACUGCCAUUCCCUCCUCGCAUGCGUUUGGACCUCCCCUCCCGCCUCCGCCGACUCAAUACCCCUCGCAGCAGUUUGAUACACAUCAGUGGGGAGUCAGAUAUAACCAGGGACUGGGUGCUCAAAAUCAGAAUCAAAAUCAACAUCAGGAAGCCAAACCUGCGUUACCGCCGCGUCCUUCCUCCGCCGCAGGUAGAAUAAGCCCGCAGCCUCAUCAGCCAGGCUAUUCGCAGCAGCCAGCACCAGUGCCAGCACCAUCACAACAGCAAUAUCCGACAUCGUGGAACGACCCCUAUCACACAAGUCCGACUGUGCCACCACCACCUCCUCCUCCCCGACCAGUUGAGUAUCAGGCCCAGAUACAGGCGGCCCAUCACAAUCGAGCCGGUACUCCGCAUCAAGAAUACUCUCUUCAACCUCCUUCACAUCACUACGAUCCUCCUCAACCACAGCAGAACGCAUGGGCCACACAAAAUUCACUGCCAACAGGACCAUCGUAUCACCCAACACCACAUCCGCCGCCGCAACAGGUUUCAGGCGCAGUGGACGGUCCAUUGGUGUCGCCGAUAGAUUCCACUAGUAGCUACUGGGGCAGUGGUCAUCAAGCCCAUUCAAGUACAAGCCAGGGCCCGAACAACUAUGAUCCUUCUUCUGCUGCUCAAAAUCCAGAUGUCAAGCCUGCACGCUCUCAGGCGCUGGGUUUCGGCGGACCCUCUGAUUGGGAACAUUACGAUCCUAAUGCGCCUCCCCCUGAACAAACACCUACGAGUCCUCCUCCGAAUACUCUGUAUCAAGCUCACGGCCCUAUCUCGCCUCCUCAGACACGCGCAACCCUACCUGCUACUUACCAGAUUCCAAAGCCGGAGCCUGCACUCCCGACCCAUGCCGUUGAGAUUGGCGUUGCUAGCACAGUGUCACCCCGAAAGGGUUCCCGCACUCAACCGCCUCCGACAGUGGACAAUGUUCCAUCUGCGCCAUCACAGCCUGCUGACGACAGGCCCUCAUCUGCUGGCCAAUAUAGCGGUGACAUUUCCGCCCGGUCUGACAGUAGUCUCAAUGGAACAGGGAAUAUUGACAGCGUCAUUCAGGCUUGGAAUGCUCCCUUAAAAUUACACUCUGCUCAAGAUUCAACACCGAGACCCGAAUCUCGUGCAUCUGCUCCAGCGAUUGCAUCGCCAGACCCAGGCCCGUCUCCAGUCAAUGUGAAAACAGUUGACCCCUAUGACGAUCUCGAACCGGAAUUCAAAGCAUCACUCAAGAGGUACGCGGCGAUGCUACGGAAGGAGGCAGAAGCCGAGGCUGAUGAUGAGAAAUUCGAGAUCUUCCAGAGCUUUGUCAACAAGGAGCUGAGGCUGAGGAGUCUUCUUUACGGGGUCGAACUCAAGAAGGAUGCAGUCAAGGAAGUUAAUAAGGCGGCUAGUCUAGCCGACAUUCAGGCUAUUUUGCCCAACUCCACCAUCUCCUCUGGCAGGACGAGUAAAGACCUUGAUCGAGUGAACGAAUUAGUUGAUAUGUCUUCUGGAUCGGCAUCAGUACCGGCACCACCGCCAGCUCAACAAUCACAAACCCAACCAUCGAUUAAUGCAGUAGUAACAACCGACCAAGCGAAUGUCGUGCAGAAAGAACAACGGAAGCUCGACAUUUCCAAGCACAAAGAAGCUGCACCUCCUCCUGCUGCACAGCCCGUAGCCGAACCAGUCGUCGAAGACCGGCCGAAGCCGAAGGAUGCCCUUCAUGUCAUGGUCUCAGUGCCAGGCCAAGAAGAAGAUUAUAGUCCCGGUGGUCGGCCGUUAAUGAAAAAAGUUGCGGCCGAUGGUGAGGAUGAAGACUAUAGUCCCGGUGGUCGUCCAAUCACUGCCAAAUCCGUGGCAACUUCGUCAACGAAAGCUUCGUCUAUUAGCACAAUCAUUCAACAGCAGCUUCGCCAACAAUCAGAGGAUAUUCUGUCCCCCAGCAUUGAUGCGCCAAUGGUCAUCGGAGACUAUGCAACGCCUGAACCAGCUUCACCAGGCAUGAACGCCCCAAUAGUUGUGCUACCCGAGGCUCCGAAGGCUCAAGCGUCACCGGGACGACUGUCUCAAGAUAACAGCAGCAAGCCGAUCAUUCCUAUCAAGUUUGAACCUCCUCGCCCUGCAUACACGCCAUUUCGCUACAGUACAGGUGUCCAGGAAGAGAAGACAAAGACCCUAAAACCGGCAGACCAAGCAUACUCAUCGUUGCGAAACUCGGUAGCCGAUUCGGGUCGUUUAAUGGCCCAGGAUGCGGCAUUACUGGCACCCGUCAGACCAUCUUCCACCAGCGGCAAAAAGGAACAUGAAGAGGCAUUCAUCGGCUUGAUUAGAAAGCAGAGCAUGGCUGUGAGACAGAAAAAUCUUGGACCAGGCCUGGGACUGCCGCCUCCAGCUAUCAGGCCUGGCAGCGAACCCAAUACCACUACCACCUCUACCCAACCUAAGCCGCCCAUGGUCAUGCGUAUAGGAACUCCAGCCACAGCAACGAUCAAGCGCCAACAGGCGCCGGCGGAUGCCCUCAAAGAGGCCGCGGCUGCCCUGCGAUCCCUUUUACCGCCCGCGACAGACAUAUUUUCCCCCAUAGAGGCCAAUCCUGAACAUCCAAAACUCCAACUCAUCAAUUCCAAAAUCGACUCCAUCCCUGACUCUUUCUCAUUCAUUCACGACACUGUGGUGGAGUGGGAUCGUACCAACCGACUUGUCCGCAAAGAACAAGAAGCUGAACGGCAGGCCCGCCAAGAAGAAUCGGAAGGACACAUUGACGCCCUCUUCAAUGACAACGAGAUUGGAUAUGCAGAUAUCGGGGACUUAGAGGCGGAAUUCAAACUCAAGGAAGCAGAGAGGAGGUACGACGAGGAUCAAGCAGAGCUGGAAAGCUUUACGAGCCAGGUUUUUGUGGUUGUUACGGAGAGGCUGCAGAAAGAGAUUACAGAGCUGAUGACCGCGUAUACCAUGGCGAUUGACUUGCUCGAUAUCGAGAGUUUGGCGGUGUCCCGCUGCUUCAAAGCCAAUGAUAGGAGGGCUGCGGUGAGGAUGUCCGAAGUCAUGUCGUACGUCCUCAACUUGUUUAACAAGAUCGAGAUACGGUACACCAAAGUGGCUGAAGCGCAUGUGGAACGCGAAAGGCGCCGCAAACACCUCGAACUCACCGUACUAUAUACUAACGGCGAUGUACAAGGGGUGAAGAAAUUGGAGAAGGAGUUUGCAGUGGCAGAGAAGAUGGCCGUUCUGCACGAAGCAAGGGGCAGAGAUAACAGGGCCAACAAGCUGAUGGAUUCAUUCGAUCGUGUCACUGUCCGCGGGUUGGGCGAUAACCAGGUCUUUACGGACGAGAUCUUUGGCAGACUUCAGGAUGUUAAACAGGCAAUCGACUCUGGAGCAAUCCAGAAUGAGAAAGAGAAGUUAUACGAACAAGACGGCGCAAGGGAUAUACUCUCACUCGCUCAAAACGCAUUGGACACCGUCAUGGCCGAUUCUCGGCGGUUACUCGCUCUCUCGAACGAGGCGGACGUGUUGCUCAACGAUGCGGACUACAAUGUGUCGGUGGCGGAGGCACAGGUAGCCGAUGCAGACAAACCGACGUAUGCGAACCUGGAAAAGGAGAAGGCUAAAGAGGACGCAAAGUUGGUCGAAGAGAUGAAUGUGCGGAUCAGCAGUGUCACCAAAGGGCCGCAGGAGGGGAUUGCCAUGAUCCGAGAGUUGAUUGAUCGGAUUGGGGAUGAUCCGGCACACCAGGAACGAAUUAAGAAGGCUUUGGAGGCGGCGAAGAUAAGAAAUGCGAAUGGAGUGAGUGAAGGUCGAUGA